AUGGAUGACAAACAGAAGUUUGCUGAAGCCAUACAGAUGAAGCAGUUUGCUUUUUUUGGAGUAGCCGUGUCCACCAUCGCUGCUAUAACAACCAUAUUUGCUAUACCUAUGUUGUGUGUCUAUACUCAAAACGUUUACUCUGAUAUUCACGAAGAGUUGGCUUAUUGUCGUGUUAAGAAUGACGGUCUACAGAGCGAAUACAUCAAGAUGAAGCAGUUUGCUUUUUUUGGAGUAGCCGUGUCCACCAUCGCUGCUAUAACAACCAUAUUUGCUAUACCUAUGUUGUGUGUCUAUACUCAAAACGUUUACUCUGAUAUUCACGAAGAGUUGGCUUAUUGUCGUGUUAAGAAUGACGGUCUACAGAGCGAAUACAUCAAGCUUGAAAGAGCUCGUUUUAAACGUCAGCUGCCUGGUUCGUGCUGUUCAUGCGGUGUCAGCUCUCCUGGUCCACCUGGUUUGCCAGGUUUGGAUGGUGAUCCAGGCAUUGAUGGAAAGCCGGGUAUUCCUGGACCACCAGGUGCUGACGCUGAAGAUAUUGACGCAGUUCCAACUGCCGACGAUUUUUGUUACAUGUGCCAACCGUCAGCUCCAGGAAUGCCAGGACUGAUGGGAUUCAAAGGACCAACCGGUCCCCCUGGUGGGAUGGGUGAGCAAGGAGCAGUAGGUCUUCCUGGUCCUAAAGGCCCACCGGGCCCAAGGGGACUGCCAGGACGAGAAGGCGAGGUCGGUUUGGAAGGAAAACCUGGACCACCUGGAGCAGUGCGAAUACUCAAUUCACCAGCUGGAGAAGUAGGACCUGCCGGACCGCAAGGUCCGGUCGGCCCAGCAGGAGUACCCGGCUCUCCUGGUCAACCUGGUAGGCUCGGUCAUCCAGGUCCAGAUGGAGAGCAAGGGGAUGUCGGAACACCUGGAAAAGACGGUGAACCAGGUGAGCCUGGAACACCUGGAGAAGAUGGUAUGAAGGGAUUAUGUGAUCAUUGUCCGGUUCCACUCAUCCCACCUAGCUACUGA
Angiostrongylus costaricensis is the source of this 1011-nucleotide messenger RNA. NCBI's taxonomy places the organism in Eukaryota, Metazoa, Nematoda, Chromadorea, Rhabditida, Metastrongylidae. The record is from the annotation of a GenBank genome assembly.